This is a messenger RNA of Cornus florida, 995 nucleotides long. RefSeq lists its product as uncharacterized. The transcript has 4 exons. The record is from RefSeq and is a predicted model, not a curated record. Bases 232 to 642 code for a protein of 136 amino acids. Gene Ontology annotation, molecular function: protein binding. Lineage: Eukaryota; Viridiplantae; Streptophyta; Magnoliopsida; Cornales; Cornaceae.
AUCUUGUACAAACGUUGACUCUUUUCUUAUAGAAUCGCUCAUGGGUCAAGUCCCUGUAUUCGCAAAUUCUCACUUUCGCGAAAUCCCUAAAAUCCUCAAAUACAUACUUUUAUGUUUCUGUAACUAUACAUAUAUAUAUAUACACACUGUUACACACACGUAUUACUGAACUAUAUAACGUCGGCAACAGCUAAUACGCUAGAAAAGCUCACUCAAACCACUGCAUAGCUUAUGAAAUCUUCCGUACGCACAAAACGCCUAACGCGGACCCAAGUGAAUUCGCCGGAAACGGUCGAGGUCGCCGGCGAAUCGAAGCGGCGUAAGAAGAUGGAGAAGAAGAAAAGUAGCGACAACGGAGAGCAGCAGAACCGCCGUGCGCCGCUGGCGAAGGUGGUUUCCGAUUGCCUGUCGCGGUGGUUCCAAGACACUCUCAAGGAGGCCAAAGCUGGGGAUGUAUCCAUGCAGGUAUUGGUGGGUCAGAUGUAUUUAAGCGGUUAUGGCGUUCCCAGAGAUACCCAAAAGGGAAGACUUUGGGUGACGAGAGCUGCAAGAGUUCGAUCCUCAGUUUGGAGUGUUAGCAAUAAACGUCCAGGUUACAAUGCAAGUGAUUCCGAUUCCGAAGAGUUGGAGGGUGACUCUUGAUUAGACCAACUGUAAAAGUCCCUGGCUUUGUGACUGUUCACUCACAAUGAAUGUUCCUGUGGCAAUCUCAUACUUUUUGAAGUUAAAUUUCUUGAUUUUAUCCAGAUUUAUGAUGUCCAGGAGCUCAUCAUUGUACAAUUAUUUAUUAUCGUAGGAUAUUAUUUCAUUUGCACUUUAUAUGCUACAAUUUUUUGUGGUAUUCAUAGGAUAUUAUUUUUUUUGCAAUGGAUUAAGAACCUGAGGUAUUUUUAGAAUAGGGAAGAAAUCCGGAUGUAAUUGUUUAGGGAGCUGAUUAUUUGGCUAUUCACUUUCAUUCUCUCUCUAAAUGAAAUUACAAAUUAACCCUUACACCA